AUGGAUGCGCUUGUCUGCCGAGACAUCGCAAACCAUAGCGGUAGUCUUCGGGGUUUUCAGGGGCUUUAUAACACCAGCGGAAACUGUGUCCGGGUGCACUGUGUGGUCCCGAUGGCGAAGUCCCGGGUAGAACGGAUAAUCGGGACUGCUGGAGAUGGCUCAGGUCGAAUGCCGCGGCCUAUGAACUCGUCGAACCUAACGAGAAUGGCUAAUGGCAGCUCGCGGCGAGGAUCUACAAUCCCAAAAGGCCACACCACAUCCUCCAAGGUCCCAAAUGAGCAUAACGCGGCUACCGAUAGAAAGCUGGAUGGUAGUAUACAGAUUUCCAGCCUCCUCGGUCGAAGUAUCCUGGGCACCGUUGCCCGUAUGAUCCGCGGAUAA
Molecule: messenger RNA, 381 nt
Organism: Penicillium samsonianum
Lineage: Eukaryota; Fungi; Ascomycota; Eurotiomycetes; Eurotiales; Aspergillaceae
Exons: 2
Coding region: 1-381 (126 amino acids)
Source: RefSeq, a predicted model, not a curated record